CACCUGUUAAACAAGUUUCUUUUUAAUGGCAUUCUGCUAUUGUACCCACCCUUAAAAUCUCAACUCUCCGUGUCGCUAGUACAUUUAUCUGAGAACCACUAUCAACACAUAAGGAGUUCAGAAGUCCCCUGUAUAUUAACACCAGCAAUCACUGCAUCGGCACACUAUGUAUAGGCCAGUCAUAGCAUCCCGCAAAUCUUACCCAUUGUGGGUAAUCAUCCUUGGUGUGCUUGGAGUAGGGGCAGUGCUUGGGGUAACUAUUGGACUCUUAGUUCACUUUCUGGCAGUAGAAAACAAGGUCUACUACUAUCAAGGUAGCUUUAAGGUGCUGAAUAUUCCAUAUAACAGAAAUUAUGAGAGGGAGACGUCACCAGAAAGUAACGACCUCAGUGAAAUCCUCGAGACUAAGAUGGUUGAUGCCUUUCAAAAUUCUAACAUUUACAGACAAUAUAUCAGCUCUCAGAUCAUCACAUUGGUUCCUGAUAACAACAGUGUGAUGGCACAUAUAUGGCUGGUGUUCAAGGAUCCCAGGUCAAACAAGGAAAUCACAAGAAGGAGAAUCGAAAGCAUCUUACGUCAGAUGCUGGAGAAGCACUCAGGAUCACCGACUACAGAUCCCACUUCUCUGAAGCUCAUGGAAAUCAGUAAGGUUGAUGCUGAAAAGAUGAUCAACAACCGCUGUGGGAGACGGCCAAGAAUGUCAGCAACCUAUGACAGAAUCAAGGGAGGUUCCACUGCUCAGAAAGGAGAGUGGCCCUGGCAAGCGAGUCUCAGAGUGAAUGGCAGACACUAUUGCGGGGCCUCACUAAUCGGUGCAAGAUUCCUGCUGACAGCAGCUCACUGCCUUCAAAGGACAAAUAAUCCAAAAAACUUAAGUAUUAGCUUUGGCACUGAAGUAUCUCCACCCUACAUGCAACAUUAUGUUCAAGAAGUUAUUAUUCAUGAAAACUAUGUAAAGGGGGACCAUCACGAUGACAUUGCCAUUAUCGUGCUCACUGAAAGAGUUUUAUUCAAGAACGAUGUCCAUCGGGUUUGUCUUCCGGAAGCCACACAGGUUUUCCCACCAGGUGAAGGAGUCGUCGUGACAGGAUGGGGAGCGCUUUCGCACAGCGGUGAAUCCCCACUGUUACUCCAGAAAGCAUCUGUUAAAAUUAUUGACACAAACACUUGUAAUGCUGAAGAAGCUUACAAUGGCAGGAUACUGGACACAAUGCUCUGUGCUGGUUACAUGGAAGGCAAUAUCGAUGCUUGCCAGGGUGACUCUGGAGGACCACUAGUUCACCCCAAUUCUCGAGGUAUUUGGUACCUUGUUGGGAUAGUGAGCUGGGGACAUGAAUGUGGCAAAAUCAACAAGCCAGGGGUCUAUAUGAGAGUGACUGCCUACCGUGACUGGAUUGCCUCCAAGACUGGGAUCUAGCAGGAAAUGGUCUUCUAGUACUGAAUGCAGAUCAUUGUUGCCUGGUACUUGUAACUAUUACUUAACAUCCAUUUCUUUAUUGUUUUUUCUAUUUUGUAUGUACGUGUGUUUGCAUAUGUAUGGGUACAUGUGUGUCUGUGCUCAUGCAUUUUUGUGUACACGCAUAUAGAUGCUCAAGUUAAUGUUAAGAAUCACCCUCAAUUAUUUCACCUCAUUCAGUGAGACAGGCUCUUGGUUUUACUAGUCAGGUUGCUGUUGGGACCCCUGCCUCUGUCUUCUAAGGAUGGAAGUACAGACAGGUCUCUAUGCCCACCAGGUAUUUAUGUGCAUUCUGGGGAUCCCAAUUCCUGUCCGUAGGCUUCCAUGGCAAGUGCUUUAUCACUGAACAAACCCUCAGCUCUCUUGAAAAUAUUUUUAUUCUAUGUGUCUGGGUGUUUUUCUUGCACCAAAUACAUGCCUAGAGCUGCAUCUUGGAUUGGAGUUACAGAUGUUUGUGAGCCACACUGUGGGUGUUGGGAAUUGAACCCAGGUCAUCUAGAAGAGCAGCCAGGACUCUUAACUGUGGAGUCACCAUUUUCUAAAUACUUUCCAUGCUUUUUAAAUGUGUAUAAUGGCCCAUUUUGAAAGAAUUAUAGUCCUAAGAAAAUCUUUGUAAACUUGUAAGAAAAUUCAACAAAACAAAAUAAGAAAUCUAGAGUUUCUUGGUCUAGGAAGCCAUUAGCCAAGAAAGUACUCCCACCAAAAUACUGUUAAAAUACUCUCUUUGUCCUGCUUUAUCAGCCUACGUUAUUACUAUUUCACCAUGAAGUAGGGCUACUGGGUUUUAUCAUGUAGACCUUGUAGUACUAUGGGAGCAUGUUGUUGACUGGUGAUUUAUCAGACUGCAUGAUGAGAGACCAGUGCCUCCCAAAAACCAGGUUGGAAUGUGCUGGAUCUACUUUCAUGUCCAGAGCUUUGUGGAAGGCUGUGGUUGUAACUUUAUCUAGUCUGAAAUGAAUUAUUGAAUUACAACCUCUUUUUACUGAGGCAUUCACACAUCUGAAAUCAUUGUGAGUUUCUCACCACCAAUAAAACCAGAGAGAAAAGCACAUUUUAAGUUACAGAUAAUAAGUAUAGUAAUUCUUCAGCAUAGACACAGAUUUCUGGGAAAAUUCUCUAUGUAUAAUAUAUUUUUAAAACUAUCCAAAAUCAAUAAAAAUGUAUGAUGUGUCCUAAUUAAAACAAAUGUAAAGAAAGAACUUUUUAUUCAGUAAUAGUUCUUGAUUGUGUGUUUACUUAGUGGUUCUACUAUUAAGUAGACUAGUUUUUCUUUCCUCUUGUGGGAGUGAGGGAGGUCACUGUUUCUAGUCCCACUUGAAGGUGAGCACACUAGCCUAGGUGGGACACUUCCAGCCUGUGGAGCUUGAUAAUGUGGUUACUCAUCUUCCCGAUAAAUUUCAGCUCCUGAUUGAUCUAAAAAGUGACUCUUCAAGAAGCUACAGAAGUGAGUGUUAAAGCCUUAGGGUUCAGGACACACAGACACAAAAGCCUGCUUCAGGCUCAUCUCCAGAGCCACUGAUCCCCAGGGGCUACUGUCCCCAUUGGGGUUAGUGUGGUGUCACAUUCUCAAUACAUUCCAGGCAUUCGGGUAUUUCUUAGCCAAUUCAAGAGAGAACCCACGAUUUCCAGUGCCCACCAUCCUGGUGGAGAUAAGAACUUAGAGAGAGUGAGUAAGGAAGUCCUGCUGGUGAUGUUGAUGGAAUAAUGUGGCUGACCCGAGAGCCUACAGCUUGUCAACAACAAAGAGCCAACCACAUAUAAUAACAUUGGUGAGUCUUGGAAGAGGGAUGAGGGGAAGACUAAGAUGUUUCUGGAAGCUGUAGUGGGGCCAGAGAGGAAGAUAGAUAGGCAUGCUGUGUCUUUAGGAAGAUGCCUUAUAAGGGAGAAUAUUAAUCAUUUUUUUCCCCCAAAGGUUUCAUGUCUCUGAGGGUUAUGGUUAAUGGUUAAAGGGUUGAAGGUGGAAGAAAACAUUGGACUUGGUAUUCCCCUUAAGAAAAGAAAAAAAAGGGGGAAUGGAUAGGUAUAGGAUAUUAAGGUAGAUUAUUGU
This is a messenger RNA of Peromyscus leucopus (white-footed mouse), 3503 nucleotides long. Its product is annotated as transmembrane protease serine 11B-like protein. Gene Ontology annotation, cellular component: extracellular region; plasma membrane. Gene Ontology annotation, molecular function: serine-type endopeptidase activity. The record is from RefSeq and is a predicted model, not a curated record. Gene Ontology annotation, biological process: proteolysis. The transcript is spliced from 10 exons. Lineage: Eukaryota; Metazoa; Chordata; Mammalia; Rodentia; Cricetidae. The coding region runs from base 167 to 1417 and encodes 416 amino acids.